GCGGACGUCGGGGGAUCGUCGCGAGGCGGAAGUCGGAGGAUCGGCGCGAGGCGGACGUCGGGGGAUCGUCGCGAGGCGGAAGUCGGAGGAUCGGCGCGAGGCGGACGUCGGGGGAUCGGCGUGUGGCGUUACUUUGGAGCUUCUGUGCACAGAGGACUUGAGGCAAUCGAAACAAAGUUCAGAGUUUGACACGGGUGGAGCUUGGAAGUGAAGACGAGGUGGUUGCUUGCACUACUACAUGAAUACAGGCACUGAAUUGAGUAUAUAUAUAUUUUUUUAGGUUUAUACAAAAUUGAAUUGCUAUACUUAUUCUCUGAAAGAUUUCUGGGUUCAGUUACUAGUAGUGUGAUUUUUGGAAAGACAUGGAAAAGUAUAACACACCAGGCCUGGGCAGAGGGAGAGGGGUGUACCAGACUGAUGUAACAUUUUCUGUGGAUAGAGGGCUUACUGGCUAUCCACUUACUUCCACACCAUGUGUAGCUUUUCAAAAUUGUGGAGAAACUCUCAAAACUGAUCAGUCCGGGGGUAAUAUGGCAGAUAGGACUGCAUUAGGGACUUCUACUGAAGGGGGCAGUAUUCCUGUAGAUAUGUUGGUCACUGUUGUGAAACAAAUAGGUCAAUCCAUCAGUGAAAAUAUUGUAUCUUGUUUGGAAUCAAGAGUGUUGGGAGGUGGGGAAGGAUUCAGAGCUGAACAACCUGGCAGUAGCAUACUCUCUGGAACACAAAACCUGAAGCUGGUAUUACAGUCUGAUGUUAAAGAGCCAGCAUACUUUCGAGGGGAUGGUUCUGAUAAAUGCACAGUGUAUGAAUGGGUGGAAUUGAUGUCAGUAUACUUGCGUAAGCGUGAGUAUAGCCAAGAAUGUCAGGCUGAAGAGGUUUUGGGCCGAUUAAUGGGGAGGGCACGGGACGUUGUUAAAAUAGCUUUACGCAACUACGCAAAAACUGACCUGACUAAUGGCCCUGGACCUAUUUUUGACAUUCUGAAGCAACAUUUUGGUGAAACUGUGCACUCUGCUAUGCCCUUAGCUGAUUUUUAUGCUACACUGCCCUUAAAAGGAGAAAGUCCAUUUGAUUAUUGGAUAAGGUUAAACAGGGCAAUUGAUGUAGCAGAGGACUGCUUGAAAAGACAAGGGAAGAAACUUGAUAAUCCAUCUCAGGAGGUGACCGUUAUGUUUGUUAGACAUUGCCCAGAUCCCCAAUUGCAGCUGAUUUUCAGAUGUAAACCCCAGCAACAUUGGACAGCUGCUGAAGUGCAAGAAAGGUUGGAUGAAUUUCAAAGGGAAAACAAGUAUACACGAAAUCAGUUAUCAUGUUUAGCUCAGAAACAAGAAACUGUAUUGCAUGUUUUACCUACUGCUCAUGAUGAAGUUAGCAAUAAUGAGGUAUCAGUAGUCAAGUGUAAUGCUCCUCAAGUACAGCAGUCUUUUGCUUGCAGUUCUGUCGAAUCCUUAGAGCGGCUGAUCACACGACUGGAACAUGUGUUGGAAAGAGUUCCAAGUGAGAUGACAAAACCUGCUGAAAAGCCUGUUCGACCGAGGCCCAAAACUAAAGGUGAUAGGUGGGGCCCGUGUAAGGUAUGUGGAGACUCUAACCAUACCACCUCUUACCACUGUCGAGCAAAUGGGCUUUGCUUUGUGUGUUUUGCACCAAAUCACACACGUUUUGAAUGCCCAAACAUUGUUGCAGAUGGGCUUGUCAGGGUCUCGUCAACGGCAUGUCCCUCUGGCCAGCAGGGAAACUAAAUGGCCCGCAUGAGGUGGGGGGAGAUGCAGGGCCCAAUGAAAACCCCCAAGUAUUUGAUGUUGAUUUGGAAUCACUAUAUUCUACUGUGCGUGAGGAAUUUGACCAAAACAUGACUGUGAUAGUUCAAAACACACGAAAACUGUCAAUGCAUGAGGGAUUGUUUUAUACUGACGUUUGUUUGGAAAACACACUAACUGUUAAAGGUAUGAUAGAUUGUGGUUCUAUGGCUUGCACUGUGAGCCCUGGGGUUGUGUCUAAGUUAAAGGAUGCAGGAGUAGCCUUGACUGAUUCUGGAGGGUCGAAAACAAAACCUAGUGGGAUGUGUGACAUAAACAUGACUGUUUACGGGUGUACUGUUCAGGUUCCAACAUUGAUUGUUGACGGCCAAGAUGAUGACAUCAUUGUGGGUAGCAAUGUGAUAAAGUACCUGAUCAAAGAGUUGAAAAGUCGAGGAGAAUUGAUUAAAAGAAGGAUGUCUGUCAAUAAGGAUUCUGAGGAUAGUAAACUUAUUCAGUUGCUGGCUAAUGUGGAGAGGUGGAACGGAGCAGUCGUUCCUGGAAAGGUUGGGACAGUUAAACUGAAGAAUUCCGUAACACUUGAACCCUUAAAGGAGCAUUUAGUUUGGGCAAAGCUUUCUAAUCUAAACAAUUUGUCAGCAGGCAGUGCCAUCAUUGCAGAGCCGUGUGGAGCACGCUCCAGACCCAGAAAUAUCUUGAUUGGUCGUACAGUGGCAAGGUUGUGGGCUGAUGGAUGGGUGCCUGUUAAGGUAAUUAACCCUUCAUCGGUGCCCAUUACUCUCAGACGUAACGCAAAAUUGGCUGACAUUUAUCCAUGUUUGGCACUGGAAGACUUUGAUGAUGCAUGUGAAGGCGUCACAAAUGGAGGGUUAUUAUGCCCAAUCAGACAACAUACCAACAAUGUAGAGGUUCAUGACAUUUCAAGUGGUUGCAGUUUGUCUGACAUUGGUGUACCCAGGAGAGACUGUGAGUUCCAUGAUAGGUUAACGAAGCUGGGACUCGCAGGCAUUGAUUUGAGUUCCUGUCAUUUGUCUUCUGAUUGGAAAAAAAAACUUGUUGAUCUAAUUGAGAAGUAUGAAUGUAUUUUCUCUAAACACAGACUUGACUGCGGCAAAGUUGAGGGCUAUGUACAUCGGAUAAGGCUGAGUGAUGACCGUCCAUUUAGGCUCCCAUACAGACGACUUCCGCCUAAUCAGUACGAUAAGCUUAGGCAAGCCUUGGAUGAAAUGGAAGAGAGAGACAUUAUCAAGAGAUCUAGUAGCGAAUAUGCUUCACCUCUUGUUAUUGUUUGGAAGAGAAAUGGAGAUUUAAGACUUUGUACUGAUUUUAGGUGGCUCAAUGCUCGAACUAUAAAGGAUGCUCAUCCAUUACCACAUCAAGCCGAUGCUUUAGCUGCACUGGGUGGAAACAUUUUUUUUUCCACUAUGGACCUGACGUCCGGCUACUACAAUGUUGAAGUACAUGAGGAAGACCGAAAAUACACUGCUUUCACAUCGCCUUUUGGGUUAUAUGAGUAUAACCGUCUUCCUCAAGGACUUUGUAAUAGCCCAGCAACUUUUAUGAGAAUGAUGCUCGGAAUUUUUGGAGAUCAAAAUUUCUUGAGCCUUCUCUGUUACUUGGAUGACGUGCUUGUAUUUGCUCCGGAUGAGGAGUUGGGUUUAAAGAGAUUGGAGCUGGUUUUUGAGCGCCUGAAGUCUCAUAAUUUGAAGUUGGCUCCAGGGAAAUGUCAUUUUAUGCAAAGGUCAGUGAAGUUUCUUGGUCAUGUUGUCAGCGAGGCGGGUGUGGCUUCAGACCCUGAUAAAAUCAAGGUGAUUACUGAAAUGACAGAGUCGGAUCUUAUGGAUGACAAAACUGGUGCUCCAUCCCAACAAAAGAUACGUUCUUUCCUUGGGAUGGUAGUAUAUUAUCAGCAAUUUAUAGAACAGUGUUCAGUAAUUGCAAAACCACUGUUCCAGUUAACUGCUGGCGCUAAGGGUCAGAGAGGUAAAAAGGUUAAGAAGACUGUGUGAAAAGAACACUUACUGCAGAGGAUUGGACUGAUGAUUGUAGGCAGGCAUUUUGUCGUCUUAAGCAGGCUCUGAUUGACUGUGUUUUAUUGGCUCAUCCAGAUUUUAACAGGUCUUUCUUGGUUUCGGUGGACGCUUCCAGUAGUGGCCUAGGUGCUGUACUUUCACAAGUACCAGAAAAUGGGGAUAUGGCAAGGCCAGUUUGUUUUGCCAGUAAGUCACUUUCAUUUGCUCAGUCAAAAUAUCCAGCGCAUCGGCUGGAAUUUUUUGCAUUGAAGUGGGCUGUAUGUGACAAAUUUAGUCACUGGCUGAGAGGUCGCCCCUUCACAGUAUGGACCGAUAACAACCCCCUGACAUAUAUUUUGACAAAACCAAAACUGGAUGCUUGCGAGCACAGGUGGGUUGCCAAGUUGGCGCCAUUCCAGUUUGAUAUUAAGUACAUACCUGGUUCAAGGAAUAUUGUGGCAGAUGCUCUUAGUAGAGAGCCAUUUGUAAAACAGAGCACUUUGCAUCGCCUUACUAGAGUACCGUACAAUUUGCUGUUGCAAGAUGCGUCAGCAGUCCAAGGGGAACAAGUGCAAGAGGUUUUCAGAUGGUCUGCACACCCUUUUGAGCCAAACACUGAGCCGGGUAUUGAGGCAAAAUGUGACAUGUUGGCAGUGCAUUCCCAAGCACCGGUAAGUAGGCCAUCUGGUUCUUGGUCUGUGAUGGAAGUGUCUGCGGUCAUGGAGGCAAAAAGGUCUAAUUUGGUAACCUCACAUUGUGACCUUUUGUUGCCUCAGUUGAUUCAUCUUGUUUUACCUACUGAUCAACCAAUAUUGAAGGGCCUGUCACGUGAAGAGUUGGCAGAUAGGCAGCGGACCGACAACAUAUUGGCUAGGGUGAUUUGUUAUGUAGAAAGGGGUAAGAAACCAUCUAGUCGUGAGCGUAAACAGGAGCCAGUGGAAGUUGUCAGGCUGCUUAGAUCCUGGAACAAGUUUGAGAUGAGAG
Messenger RNA from Carassius auratus (goldfish), 4756 nucleotides. RefSeq lists its product as uncharacterized. NCBI's taxonomy places the organism in Eukaryota, Metazoa, Chordata, Actinopteri, Cypriniformes, Cyprinidae. The coding region runs from base 1667 to 3769 and encodes 700 amino acids. The transcript has 2 exons. The record is from RefSeq and is a predicted model, not a curated record.